AUGCAGCACAACAAUGUUGCUGUGCCUUCUGUUCCUCCAAGGACCCUAUUCAAAGAUUUGCGUUUCUCCGAGGAGGAAUAUGGGCGUUUAUCUGCCGCACGUCGCUCCGGAACAUUCCUCAGCAGCCCGUCCACGGUCGACGAGGACUCCCCGAAGGUGCGCGUCACUGGCACCUCCGACGAUGUCAAGGCUUUGCUCAACAUCGCAAGCGGGCAUGCACAGCGCUGCUGGAUCGAGGUACCCUUCAGCACCAUGGAUUCGUUGCUGUGGGUGAUGGAGCGAGUCGAGAAAGUCAUUCGCGUGCCGAUGAAGUACUGGACUCUCGCGGGCGACGGCGUGAUGUACAACCCGGGCCAUCUGGUGGCGAGUCUCGACCAUUUCAGACAGCCCGGUACUAUAGAGGUCGUGUUGCUGCCAGUUUGGGAGAUCGGGAGGUACGCGGAAGAGAACUUGAAGUCCCACACCUGGAAGCACGCUCCCGUUACACCCCCUGCCGCGCUCCCGAAGGAUCCCCGCGAGCAGGCCAUGGCGCUUUUUGGGCUUAUCGACCCGGUCGAGUCGCCUGACUGGGCGGCAUACAUCAAGCAUCGCCAGGAGGCCGAGAAGGUCACGAACGACCUCAUGGAAGGUAUGGCGGGCGCAGACAUGGAUCCGUUCGUCUCCCAGCUACGCGAGGUCGUGCAGGACGUUGCCGAGGCGGUGAAUCCGCUGAUGGACGACGACUGGAAGAAGAUCGCCGAUUCGGUGUCUGUCAUCCGGUGUGUUCCGGAGGACGACGGCUGGGGGCGCCUACGCGAUGUCGAAGUCCUCUCUCGCAUCCACUCGCUCGCUUCGCCGCAGUCCGUGGACGUUUAG
This is a messenger RNA of Sparassis crispa, 855 nucleotides long. RefSeq lists its product as hypothetical. The transcript has 4 exons. Lineage: Eukaryota; Fungi; Basidiomycota; Agaricomycetes; Polyporales; Sparassidaceae. The coding region runs from base 1 to 855 and encodes 284 amino acids. The record is from RefSeq and is a predicted model, not a curated record.